Molecule: messenger RNA, 1447 nt
Organism: Pezoporus flaviventris
Lineage: Eukaryota; Metazoa; Chordata; Aves; Psittaciformes; Psittacidae
Exons: 2
Coding region: 132-869 (245 amino acids)
Source: RefSeq, a predicted model, not a curated record
UGUCUGCUGGCAGUCAGUACCACAGGUUGCCAAGGGGCUCUCUGGUAUGAGAUUAUGCACUAGAGGAGAAUGAGAAGAGAGAAUUCUCCUGGAAUAGACAUCGCUUCCCAACUCUUCUGGAUCGUGCUGGAAUGGAGGGACCUGCCUCCAAGAUGUGCCUGCGAACUUGCUGUGUAAAAGGCUAUAAACCACUCCGAUUCAUUGAAAACCCACCUGAGCUGCGACAGUCCCAUCUCUCCAGGAGCUGCUCUUGCAGGAUGAUGAAACAAAGGAGAUCAAACAGUAUUAGCAUGUGCAUCUUGCCCAUCAUCCCCGAAUAUCCAGGCUUCCAGGACAUUAAGUUACCAAGACAUUACUCCGAAACUCCAGCCUCCAACCGGCUUUUCCAGGACUUGAAAAGAGGAAAGAGCUCCUCAUCCCAGCUCCAUAAUAUUCCAAACAGAGCUCUCUUAGUCCAUUGUGUGGGGAGCUCUUCAAGAGGCGGCUUGAAAGGCCACCUGCCAACCAGCAGUGGCUUCCACGACAAACCACUGCAAGAGUACUUCAAUGAGAGGCUGAUGGAGCUCAGGAACUACGAAAGCAAGAGGUCGAGCAGGAAGGCAAAAGCAUUUGCUGGUGAGAACCAGAGCCCCUUCCUCACGCACAGAGGAUGCCGACGCAGAAGCAGUUGCAGUGGUGUGGUAAUGCCGGGGCAUGGGAAGCAGAGGGAGGAGUCCUGCAGCUCAGCAGAUCAAGGCAACCAAACUGUGAUUGAGGGUAAAGAUCAAGAGGAAAGCCAGGAUGCCCUGGACAUCUACAAGGGUGACUUCCUGGACGCUCUGACAAUGCACAUCACUGCUCCCCUAGAAGCGUUUGUGCAAAAGCAGUGAUACUGGAGCUGGUUACAGCUUAUUGUGCAGUGCUGAAAGCCAGGAAGAACUGUUCCUGCUCAGCACCACUCUGACUGAAGUAGUUCACGUGUGUCAGCCCACUCUGGCACAGAAAUGUGCUUAUUUGUGGGUGAAAAUGUUCUCUCACCUUGUGUUCCUGGUUGGCAUUACAUGUAUUUGUUUCCAGUUAUUUUCUGCAAAGAAUCAGUAUAAUUGAGACAUAGUUGGGACUUAUUAUAUAGAGAGCAGUGUUCUAAAUACAUGCACAUAUUAGUUGAAUCCAUAGAAUCCCAGACUGAUUUGGGUUGGAAGGACCUUAAAGCUCAUCCAGUUCCAACCCCCUGCCAUGGGCAGGGACACCUUCCACUAGAGCAGGUUGCUCCAAGACCCAUCCAACCUGGCCUUGAGCACUUAAAUGUUGAAGAAUUCUUAAGUUGCCUUAAGAAAAAGGUGAUCAACAUCAGAGGAGCAGCUUGAGCUCUUACUUUGCACUUUGUAUCAGUUCAUCUGAAGAAAGACUCUUGUGCUCUGCCCCGUUACCUUGCUUGGUUUAAGCUUCUUGGUUUUAUUAUGUCACU